Messenger RNA from Physella acuta, 3643 nucleotides. RefSeq names its product polycystin-1-like protein 2. NCBI's taxonomy places the organism in Eukaryota, Metazoa, Mollusca, Gastropoda, Physidae. Gene Ontology annotation, cellular component: membrane. The record is from RefSeq and is a predicted model, not a curated record. Gene Ontology annotation, molecular function: calcium ion binding; protein binding.
GCAAAGAAAAAAGUUCAGUUUUACAGGAUAAAAAUCAAGGUCAAACUUCACCAAAGGCUGGAGCUUCCUACACUGAGGCAAGCAGACCUUGAACCUGAUGAUUGUGACCUGAAUGAAACAGAAGCAAACUUCAAUACACACAAUUUAACAGUCCAGAUUACACCUUACAGAGCAUCUUGUCUUCAUUUUGAUAAAGACAAACACAAGUUUGUAUCAGAUCAAUGUAUGCUCUCCAUGUUUUCCAACUUGCACCACCUACACUGCCAAUGCGUUGUUGCCGCUGCAUUUACUGGAAGUGUUGUGAUUGUGCCAAAGCUAAUUAACCCCCUUGACGUUGGACUCUUCCUGCAGAUUUUUGAAAACCCUCUAGUUGUUUCAAUGGUCAUUGCUAUUUGGAUGAUAUUUGUGGCUGGAGUGCUGUAUGGGCGAAGGAAAGAUAAACAGGAUGAUAUAAAGAGAGGUGUGACAGUUCUUGAUGACAACAGAGUCAACCAAACAUAUGUUUACCUGGUGUGUGUAGUGACUGGCUGGUCCACAAGCUCCUCCACAACCUCCAAUGUCUUCAUCAUCAUCAAAGGCUCUCUGGCACUCAGUGAUACACACAUUCUCAAAGAUGACACACGCAGGCUGUUUGAGGCAGGAGCUGAGAACUGGUUUGUGUUGACUACAGCAUCAGAUUUAGGUGAGAUUUUAACUGUGAGUGUGUGGACAGACUUCUCUGGUGGACAUCCUUCAUGGUUUCUGAACUCCGUGUUUGUUCAGAACAUGCAGACACAAGAAUCCUGGUUCUGUUUAUACAAUAGUUGGCUUAGUGUUGACAGGGGAGUUGGAAAUCUUAUGGCAGACAUACCUGCCAUGAAGGAACAUGUCUAUGCUGGCAAAAGAAACCUCCAGUUUUUUAGCAGGGCCAACAAUGACAUGCGUAAUGAGCACCUGUGGUUUGGGGUCAUUGCAAAAACAAGCUACAACAGAUUUACUCGGGUCCAGCGGCUGUUGACCGGCCUGACAAUGCUGCAGUGUCUAAUGAUUUUUAAUCUGAUAUUUUUUGAAACUAUUGAUCCUGAUGAUGCUGAACAAUUUAUCCAAGUUUUUGAACAGAAAAUUCAUUUAACUAGUAUUAUAAUUGGUAUAGAGACAUCCAUUAUUAUGAGCAUUAUAGGAUUUCUUCUGGUAAUAAUGUUCAACAAGAUUGCCCCUAAACCACAUAAGAAUAAAAAUGAUGAACUGACGGAAGAGGAAAAAGAAAUGUUUCAAACUAAAAUGGAGCGCGAAAAAUAUGUAGCAGAAAACCGUGUUGUACUUGACCUACCCGUACACAGCCCAAAGCAGAGCAGCGAGGAAUCAGCGGAGGUGGCCAGUGAUUGGGCAGAAAGUGAGGAAGUGGAUGAGUCAGAUAAUGCGACCAAUAGAAAUUUUAAUGCUGGGUCUUCAUCAGUAGACGACGAACUAGAAAUAUCUGAAGCUCUACUGAAGCAGAGACUGGCUGAAACUGUUGUGAACGUCCCAUCUGACCAGGAUAAAGAUACCUCUCCAGAAAAUGCAAAAACAUUCAUGCUGCCCUGGUGGUUUCUAAUAAUAGCCUGGGUGAUUCUAGGAUCAUUCAACUUAUUUUUAGCCUACUACAUCAUGCUGUAUGGUCUGAGUUUUGGAUAUGAAUUGAGUGUUGACUGGGCUUUAGCUUUCUUCAGUGGUUUUUUUACCAAUGUAUUUAUUGUACAGCCAGUUAAAGUCAUCCUAAUAGUCUUUGUAUUUGUGCUCAUCUUUAAGCAGACGUACACACUGAAAGAAAAGGCGCCACUUGCAAAACUGAAUGAAGGCCUGCAUCUUGUCAACCAGAAGAACUUCAUCAAUGAGAAAUACGGAUCUCCUUCCACCAAAGCUAUCUACCAAGUACCUCUCAACGUUGCAGAGGCGGAACAGAUUUUAAAAAGGCUAAAAAUAGAACAUGAUGCUAAAGAGAUGCUGAGGGAUCUUGUUCUGUACCUUGUCUUUAUGGUGUGUAUUCUCUCUGUCGUACACGGACACUUGGACGUUUACCUGAGGUACCGGCAAAUUAAAUUCACUAAAGAAGUUUACCUGGGCGUAAGAGAGCCACUACAUUCUUGGGAUGCAGGGGAAAGUUUACUUGCAGAUGUCCGUGAAGUGGAAGACAUGUGGGACUACAUCAUAGAUUAUCUUAUACUGCCUUUAGUGGCAGACGACCAUGAAAAAAUGUCACCUGACUCGUCCUACCUGAUUGGUCCAGCUCGUCUCAGACAGGCCAGGGUUGAACCAGACACCAGUGGUUGUCUGGGAAUUCCUGAAAAUAUUCGUGAUAUUUAUGGAUUAGAAUUUUGUUCACUCUCUAUGAAGAAUGGGGUUGAAGAAAAAAGAAGUUUCGAGGGGACUUGGGAAAACCCUUCCAAUCUUACCAAAGUGGACAUGGAAGACUCCCCGUAUGUCUACAGGACUGCAGAAGAGCUUAAAACUGCUUCCUUCAGAGGUUAUUUUAGUAAGUAUACAGGAGGUGGCUAUGUGGCUAUUCUAUCAAGGAAAGAUUAUAAGUCUUGUAAAACUUCAUUAGAAAAACUUCGCAGAAAGGAUUGGAUAGACCAACACACUAGAUGUGUGUUUGUUGAGUUUACAUUGUACAACCCAAGUUCUGAUCUGUUCACACAUGUUGUUAUAGCUUUUGAGUUUGAUGUAACUGGGGGGCUGUUUCCUCAUUACCAUGUCAACUCUGCCAGAUUUUAUUUAGGGGAGAAGAGAAAAGAAAGAUGGCUUGUACUAGCAGAGGGGGUUACCUUCGUCUGCCUCUUGUUCUACACUGCAAUACAAUUUAACGCACUUUACAUGAGUGGCUUUUACUGUUAUAUAAAGAACUAUUGGAACAUUAUUGAGGUGAUUGUUCUCCUCUUGUCCUACGUAGCUGUAUGCCUAUACUACCUACGGUUAAUAGCCUUCACAGAUGCCUUGGACUUACUAAAUAAAUUCGGUCAUGCAUACUUCAUUGACUUCCAUACAGUUUUUUACAGGAACUUUGAUUUCCAUGUAGUUAUGGGAUUUUUGGCUGCUUUUGUCAUAGUCAAGCUGGUAAAAGUAGUCACGUUCAACCCAUUCCUAAUAAUUUUCUUGAGAACAAUGGAGGUGAUCACACCUGGGAUUUUUGGCUAUUCCAUCAUCUCACUGUUACUUUUGAUCGCACUCGCAGCACUUGGCAAUCUGCUCUUUGGCUCUAAAGUGAUAGGGUACAUGACCAUUGGGAGAAGCUUCUAUUCCCUGCUGUUCUUCAUCCUGGGUGAAGCCAACUAUGUUUACAUGUCCACCCUUGUCGAUGUUCUCUGGCCCUUCUACUUCCUCAUGGUCAUGUUUAUUACUCAGUACUUGGUACUUAAUUUCUUCAUAGCUAUUUUGAGAGAAGGGCUAGAGCGGACAAAGUUACAGGAAUUUACAGAAGAAAGUGAAACAGUCAAAUACAUGAUCCAAAGUAUUGUUCGAUUGUUAGGAUUGAGUCGAAAAAAUCGAAGAAAGCUUUGAAUAAAUUUUAGGUUUGUGUUGCUAGCUAUUCUCGUUAGUGUUGAGAGCUGCAACAUGAUUAACAUGUCAAUAAACACAUUUUUAUGAGAUGCAAAUUAAUUUUAAAAACUGCCGCAUACAUAAUUUA